Acomys russatus (golden spiny mouse) is the source of this 1214-nucleotide messenger RNA. It is a transcript of the gene Akr1e2, whose product is annotated as aldo-keto reductase family 1 member E2. Gene Ontology annotation, molecular function: aldose reductase (NADPH) activity. The transcript is spliced from 10 exons. NCBI's taxonomy places the organism in Eukaryota, Metazoa, Chordata, Mammalia, Rodentia, Muridae. The record is from RefSeq and is a predicted model, not a curated record. Gene Ontology annotation, cellular component: cytosol. Bases 1 to 927 code for a protein of 308 amino acids.
AUGAAUAGUUGCUCAGGAACGGUCACAGUCCUGGGCUCCUUGUGUUUGAUCACAUUGCAGGCCCCUCCGGGAGAAGUGGCUGAAGCGGUGAAGGCGGCCAUCACCCUGGGGUACCGGCACUUCGACUGUGCUUACUUGUACCACAACGAAAGUGAAGUUGGAAUGGGGAUCAAUGCCAAGAUCAAGGAGGGUGAGGUGAGGAGAGAGGAGCUGUUCAUCGUCAGUAAGUUGUGGUGCACCUACCACAAGAAGUCUUUGGUGAAAACAGCAUGCACCAACACUCUGAAGGCCUUGAACUUGGAUUACCUGGACCUCUACCUCAUACACUGGCCCAUGGGCUUCAAGCCCGGGGAAAAAGAUGUACCACUGGAUUGCAGUGGCAGGGUCAUACCCAGUAACACCAGCUUCCUAGACACUUGGGAGGCCAUGGAGGACCUGGUGAUUGAGGGUCUGGUGAAGCACAUUGGAGUGUCAAACUUUAACCACGAACAGCUCGAGAGACUUUUAAAUAAGCCUGGAUUGAGAUUCAGGCCACUAACAAACCAGAUUGAAUGCCAUCCAUACCUUAAUCAGAAGAGUCUGAUUGAGUUUUGCCAUGAAAGAAAUGUGUCUGUGACUGCAUACCGUCCUCUCGGUGGCUCAAGAAACGGUGUUGAGUUGAUGGAUAAUCUUGUCGUUCAGAAGAUAGCAAGGAAGCACGGGAAGUCCCCUGCUCAGAUUUUGAUCCGAUUUCAGAUCCAAAGGAAUUUGAUAGUGAUUCCCAAAUCUGUCACCCCAAGUCGGAUUAGGGAGAAUAUCCAGGUAUUUGAUUUUGAAUUAACAGAAAAAGACAUGGAGGAGCUACUCAGCCUGAACAAGAACCUCCGUUUGGCCACAUUCCCUACAACUGAAAAGCACAAGGACUAUCCUUUCCACAUAGAGUACUGAAGACAGCACUGCUCACCGCCGUUUCUGCCCAACAGAAAGAGACAACCAAGGACAUCAGCACUGAUCCACCUCCGCAAGCAUGACAACGGAGUCAGAACAAGGAGAAUCCUGCCUAGAACAGAGGACCAGUUCUCAGAAAAACAUAAAGAUCUAGGGAUGAGAGAGGGAAGUACCUCUAUGGCUGUGACUGCUACCAAGUUGUUAGAGAGAGCUAAGCACAGAGAAUAAUGUAAUUUAUGUCAGGUGGUCCUGUGGCUUCUAUUCUCUGAAAUGAGAUGCUCAUGAAU